AAAAUGUUAUACGGGAAAUGGAUAGUUUGCACCUAGAAACUGUAUUUAAGCAUGCAGCUAUUGCUUCGCUCACAUGCAAAGGACGCACAUUGGGCCCCGAUCGGGAACCAUUUUGGGUGGAAGGGCAGAAGGAAAGUCUGGACGAAGGCAUUGUAAAUGCCGAGGAAACUGUUGUAGAGAAAACGAUUGUUUCUCCUAGCAUCAGAGACAAGGAACCGAGUUUGUCCUGCUUCCCAGAUGCAGGCGAAAUAAACGCUAGUAUAUUUAGGCGGGAAAUGGCGGAGCAGUGCAAGAGGAGUGUGCGUAAGCAGAUUCAAGCAUUAAAGGAGGCACAUAAAGGACUGCAGAUACAGUGCGAUACCCGUCAGAGGGAAGAGGAUCAGCAAAAAGAGCGUCUAGCCCAAAAAGCAUUACGAGAGCAGACCGAUAAUCUCAUCAAUCAGAAGGCGGAACAGCUGGCUCAAGGGCAGCUCGAGGCACAGCAGCGUCAACAAUUGGACCUGCGCAAGAAAACUGACCAAAAGCUGCAUAAACUUGCCUUGGAGGGAGUGUCGCGAUGCCAAAGAAGAUUCGGCAACAAGUAUGAGGGGAUCAUAAAGCUGUUGCUGUCAUUGGAUAAGGAGACGGUCCAGGUCUGUGCCGCCCAAAAUCAGCAACUCAGGGAGCUGGGUGAAAAGUUUGAUGACCUGGUUUGUACUGUAAAAAUGGGCAACUUCGAGCAAAGUCAAUAUUUAAGCUCGAUCAUAAAGGCCGAGCAAUAUUGCAAAAACUUAGACGACCUGGAGGCUGAUAUGAUCAAAGAACUGGCGGAAUUCUCAGAGCUAAUCCAGCAGCAAAUUAAAAUGGAAGCUGCACAACGUCUGGAGGAAGAAAAACAGAGGCAAUUGGAAGAAGAGAAGAAGCAGUUUGAAGAACAGACGCAGAGACAGAAGGAAAAGGACGAGUCAGAAGCUCAGCAACGGCAGAAACUGGCGGAAGAAGCUGCCAAGGCGACGCCACCUCCUGAGGAAAACUCCGUUGAUGUUUCGCCGGCGAAAGGCACCAUAUCUACCUCCUAUGUCCACCCAUCGCGACUAGCAUUCUACAAUGAAAUCAUUUCACUCUACCAAACCAAAGUAGAUGCAGUGAAGCCCUUGCAGUCUGAGGAGUCGUUGAAGCAGUAUCGCACUGGCUGCCAAAGGGCAAUAAACUUGCCUCUGAACGCCAUUACAGCGGUCAGUCCGCAGCAUCUAAGCAACAAUUUUGAAAAACUAUACAACUUCUUUGCCGGCCACAGCGUGAGAGUAAUGAAUGACGCCACCAUUACUAUUAAUGACCAUCCAUUGGCUCGUGACUACUGCAUGCUCUUAAUGGCAAAGAAGUUCGUUAGUCAAUCAGAGACGGCUAUAUCUGGUAAUCCCCAAGCCGCUUUUCCCUUUGCGUCGGUUAUUGUGACCUUCUGGAAGUUGCUGCCUGAUUUCGGAAAGGUGUUCCUGGCGUAUCUCUACAAAGAAUCGCCAUAUUUGGUGCCCUAUGUGAUACCGCAGCAACCGGGACAGACGGCAGAGCAAUAUCUCAAAUCGAUUGGCUAUCGGCUGUCCGACAAAAACGAGCUGGAGAAGCCCGACAUGUUUCUCAAGCGGCAAACUGGAAUCGCCCGUCUGUUUGCUGCUGUUAUUAUUACGCCUGGACGAAAAGCAGACGGACCUGCCCAAUGUUUCGGUCUGGAGGAAGGCUGGCGUUGGCUGGCUCAUGUAGUUCAUGUGAAACCGUUGCCCGACAUAAGCGCCACCCUGAUCAUGGAGAUACUUCAGACACUGGGCUUUGAGUUGUGGCGCACCUAUGGCAAACAGUUCCUCAAGCUCUUGCUCUACAUUCACAUAUCCUACAUGCCACAACUGGCCAUCUACGACGAGGGCGGACCGAAGACGCGCCUGGAAAUGCUUUUGGCCAAGUUCCUCCGCGAGCGCCAGAUCCCUCAGACUGUGGGUAUUUUGCCUCCUGGCUUUUGGUAGUUUUACAAUUGAUGCAUAUUUCUAACUUUAUGUACAAAUAUUGUUUCCGUUCGAGUAAUAAAAUUAAGCGUUUCUUUUGUGAAA
Messenger RNA from Drosophila persimilis, 2078 nucleotides. RefSeq names its product nucleoporin GLE1 (gene Gle1). Gene Ontology annotation, biological process: regulation of translational termination; regulation of translational initiation; poly(A)+ mRNA export from nucleus. Lineage: Eukaryota; Metazoa; Arthropoda; Insecta; Diptera; Drosophilidae. Gene Ontology annotation, molecular function: translation initiation factor binding; phospholipid binding; inositol hexakisphosphate binding. Gene Ontology annotation, cellular component: nuclear pore cytoplasmic filaments; nuclear pore; cytoplasm. The record is from RefSeq and is a predicted model, not a curated record. The coding region runs from base 18 to 1994 and encodes 658 amino acids. The transcript has a single exon.